This is a messenger RNA of Megalobrama amblycephala (Wuchang bream), 2368 nucleotides long. RefSeq names its product transmembrane protein 178Bb (gene tmem178bb). Bases 692 to 1576 code for a protein of 294 amino acids. NCBI's taxonomy places the organism in Eukaryota, Metazoa, Chordata, Actinopteri, Cypriniformes, Xenocyprididae. The transcript has 5 exons. The record is from RefSeq and is a predicted model, not a curated record. Gene Ontology annotation, cellular component: membrane.
UUCAGCAAUAUACCUGACUGCUGUUGGUUCUGGACAGUGCAUAGUGGUUUCAAAUAACAAACCUUUAUGGAAGGCUUUUGGUCUGGUGUAGUAUCAUUUUAUAGCUCUGAUGAUGCAGAAUGACAAAAUGAAAGAUUCUGCAAAACCUUUGAUUAUUUAUUCAUGAAAGACACUAGUUUACUUCAGUAAGUGUAAAUCUAAGAGAGAAUGCCAGCAAUGCAACUCCAGUUACAGUUCGACACGGAACCAAGAGCAGUAGUGCGACUCCUUUAAGAAGCCGCUUUAAUAAACAAUGAACAUCUCAUAUUGACAGCAUGACAUCACCGCUGUUUUUCCCAGACAGAGGCAACAUGCACGGAGGAUGUUGGGACCAUAUUGUCCGAGGAGGAUGCACCAUCCGCCAAAUGUUCUAAUAUCGAUACACUCAUUUAAACGUGAAGCUUUUGAGAUGCGGCGUCGUUGAACGGGUUGAUAUUUGUCCUGCGCAAAGCAUUUAUAGCUUAAAUGUGUGUCGCUGUUAAAUAGGAUUUAUUUGGCAGUGCAUAUCCUGUACAGCGUAUCAUACAGUGACUGCAAACGGAAAAUGGGCUGGAGAUGCAUUAUUGGAGUGGAGUGAACCCGUUUUGUCAGCUUUAAUUGGGGAGCUCUCCAAGCUGUUGUGGUGCUGACGCGGCUCUGAGCGAACGCGAGCAUGGCUGCUGGGAAGUUGCUGCUCUACGCCGGUCUGUCUCUGUCCCUCUGCGCGCUCGGGAUGCUGGCCGUGGCUAUCUGCUCCGACCACUGGUACGAGACGGACGCCCGGAGGUACCGAGAGAGGUGCCGAAGUUUCUCCAGCCGCCGGAAGGACCCGGGCUUUAUUUACAUCCCCAACAACAGCCUCCCUCUGCGGGCGAGCCGCUCGCGCCUGGACCGCUGGGAGGAAAAGCUGCUGCUGGCGCGGAACAGACGGCAGCUGUUCGCCAUGAGCGCCGCCGAUGAGUGCAGCAGGCAGUAUAACUCCACCAACAUGGGGCUGUGGAGCAAAUGCCAUCGGCUUGGAUUUGAUCAAGAUAUCGAGGACCUCAUUCGAAAAGGGUCCAUUGCAAGAUGCUCCUAUAUCAAGUACCACUACUCCUCAGCCACAAUACCCAAGAAUCUCUCUUACAACAUCACCAAGACUAUACGUCAGGAUGAAUGGCACUCUCUGCAUCUGCGGAGGAUGACUGCAGGAUUUAUGGGAAUGGCGGUGGCCAUCAUCCUCUUCGGCUGGAUAAUUGGGAUGCUGGGGUGCUGUUGGGACCGUGGCCUCAUGCAGUAUGUGGCAGGCCUACUCUUCCUCAUGGGCGGCACAUUUUGCAUCAUUUCCUUGUGUACCUGUGUAGCAGGCAUCAACUUCGAGCUGUCCCGUUACCCUCGUUACAUAUACGGCCUCCCAGACGACAUCAGUCACGGUUACGGCUGGUCAAUGUUCUGCGCCUGGGGCGGUUUGGGCCUGUCCCUCAUCGCCGGCUUCUUCUGCACGCUGGCGCCCUCUGUACAGCCGAUCCCUCGCUCCACGUGCCCCAAAUCCCGCCAAGAAAACGGCACCGUGUGUUAAGAGACGGCCUCGGAAAAAUCCCCGAGCUGGACAAUGGGGGGACAAAUCGCAUCAAAAAAGACCAUAACUGAAGAUUUAAAAUCAUAAAUCCAUUUAGAAUCAUUUCUAAUCUCACCAACCAGGCCACAAAUGCCAUUUUUUUAACCACGUGUGUGAAUUUACAACUGAGUGUCCUGAUCGUUUAAAAGAAAUUAAAAAUACCAUGACUAAUUGUAAAGAUAAUAUAUCGGUGGGCCUUUCCGUCGUCAAGAUCCUGCACAGAAAAAGUUUGUUCUGUCAAUGUUGUGACUUUAGUGAGCACAAGAAAACGGUGACAAAUGAAGUGAAGAAAAAAAAAAAAAAAAACAGACAAUAUUGCUCAUUCUGAUGCGGAACGGAUGGAUAUUGACAUGUAGACUGAUGCCUAAAAACUGCCAAACCUGGAGACUAUGGUAUUUGUAUCUGGACGGCACCAUGUUCAAGUAUGGAGGUCCAGUGCCAAUGUUUCAAGCCCAGGAGCUCGGACAAAUCAGGAGCGCCAGGACUCUUUCGCAUGAGAGGACAAUGAAUUUGAUGCGAUUUGCGAUUAAAUCCGCCGAUUUGUCUCGGGCCCUGGAGACUAUCACAAUGCCUCUUGGGAAGUGGCUAUAAAGGAUCUGCUCGUGAAUAAACGAGCAUCUCUGGAAGAUUUCAGGAAUUGGAGAUGCCUGCUCGUGACGUUAUAUUGCUCUUGCUGUACAGCAAAUUGUAAAGAGAAAAAUAAUACCUAUAAUAUUCCAGAAGAGAAAAAAUAAUCUGAACGGGAGGGACAUU